Nelumbo nucifera (sacred lotus) is the source of this 449-nucleotide messenger RNA. RefSeq lists its product as uncharacterized. Gene Ontology annotation, biological process: tRNA-type intron splice site recognition and cleavage. The record is from RefSeq and is a predicted model, not a curated record. Gene Ontology annotation, cellular component: tRNA-intron endonuclease complex. Lineage: Eukaryota; Viridiplantae; Streptophyta; Magnoliopsida; Proteales; Nelumbonaceae.
UAACUGGCAUAAUGGAGAUUGAAGAUCUAGCAAGUUCAUCUGAUGGAAUGUCUGAUCUGGAAGUUACAUCAAAAGAGUUGAAUGAUGAAGAACUUCAAUAUACAUCUGGUUCUAUCCCCAAAUUGCAAUUCAAGAAAGAUACAUCUAAGGCUCAUUGGAAUGCAGAGAUGGGAAUGGCUGGGGUUAUUGAAAAGAAAGGCAAAAUGUGGAUAACAACAGGAAUAGUUCGAAGAGGAAAGCUCUACUAUACAAUUGAAGAAACCUUGUUUUUGGCUGAAAUAUUGGCAGUGCAUAUGUUGGAUGUUGAUGAUACAACACUUUUCCUGAAAGAUUUAUAUGAGAAGGUUGCAGAAGGAAAGAGUGGGUGCUGUUGGGAGACUUUUGAGGUUUACAGACACCUAAAAUCCCUUGGGUACAUUGUUGGUCGGUAUGUGUCCCUUGGACCAUGA